This is a messenger RNA of Elaeis guineensis (African oil palm), 1126 nucleotides long. RefSeq names its product protein DMR6-LIKE OXYGENASE 1. The record is from RefSeq and is a predicted model, not a curated record. NCBI's taxonomy places the organism in Eukaryota, Viridiplantae, Streptophyta, Magnoliopsida, Arecales, Arecaceae.
GUAAGUUAUUCGCCAGAAACAGUCGUAAAGGUUUAGGUUUCCCCUAGGUUGUCUUCCUCCAUGGCCACUGCUUAUACCAAGCUUCUCCUAACUGACCUUGUUUCUUCUCAUGUUAAUCAAGUCCCCUACAACUACAUCAGGCCUCUUUCCGACCGUCCUGACCUGCUUAACGUGGAGUCCAAUGCAACGAUUGCUCUCAUAGACCUGCAAGGUCUCACCGGCGCUAAUCGAUCCCAGGUAGUUAAAGAAAUUGGUUUGGCAUGCCAGAAUGACGGAUUCUUUCAGGUUAAGAAUCAUGGCAUCCCAAAGGAUGUCGUUGAUGGCAUGCUACGUGUUGCGAAGGAAUUCUUUCAUUUGCCGGAGUCGGAAAGACUGAAGACCUACUCCCAAGAUCCUAGGAAAACGACCAGGCUGUCGACCAGCUUCAACGUGAAGACCGAGAAAGUAAGCAACUGGAGAGAUUACUUAAGACUCCAUUGCUACCCUCUCGAGAAUUUUGUGCAUGAGUGGCCCUCCAAUCCUCCAUGUUUUAGGCAAGUUGUUGGCGAGUACUGCAAGAACACGAGAGAGCUAGCCUUGCGACUGUUAGAAGCCAUUUCCGAGAGCUUGGGGCUUGAGAGUGACUACAUGGAGAAGGCACUGGGAAAGCAGGCGCAACACAUGGCAAUAAACUACUACCCUCCUUGCCCCCAGCCAGAGCUAACCUAUGGCCUGCCGGGCCACAAAGACCCCAACGCCAUCACCAUUCUUCUCCAAGAUGGAGUCUCUGGUUUGCAAGUCUUCAGGAACGGCAAGUGGGUGGCCGUCAACCCAAUCCCAGAUACCUUAGUCAUCAACAUCGGUGACAUGAUGCAGGUUCUCAGCAAUGAUCGUUUUAAUAGUGUGCUUCAUCGUGCAAUUGUGAAUGGUACAAGUGAGAGGAUCUCUGUCCCUACUUUCUAUUGCCCAUCUCCAGAUGCCUUGAUUAAACCAGCGGAAGCUAUAGCUGAUGAGGAGCAUCCACCCAUGUAUCGAAGCUUCACCUAUGAGGAUUACUAUGUGAACUUUUGGGAUCAAGGGCUCCAAUUUGCAAGUUGCCUUGACGUAUUUAAACUUUAGAGCAUGGAUCUCUGCAGUGUGCAUGUGU